AUGGCUUCAGAACAAAUAAUGCAUGUGGUUGCGAAUAGUUCAUCUUUGCCAGUUCAACGUUCCUUUUCAUCUCCGCCUAUUGUCCCGAUUCCCCGUGAUCCAAACGCUAUGGAAGUCGACGUUAACGCUAUCAAUGCUCGCCCAACUUUUCCGCCCUUGCCGAAUGGAAUUUUGUUUCAAUUUUUUGUCAAAUUCUGUCAUGCACGAAAGAUGUGCCAUAAAUGUUUAAAGCCUUUGUGUCCUAACGCUCCUCCAAAGACGACUCAAGAAAUCAAAACUUUUAUGAACUUUCAUCAAUCUCGAGGACCUUCUUCAGUUUCAGCUGUGUCAGCUUUACCUCAACAUAUGCAACGUGCAAAUAAUCAUCGUCAACCUCAUGUUUCAGCUCCUCCUAGAUCUUUUCAAGAUGUGUCUGCUGGCUUUGCUCAAGUCCCGUACAAGGUCCAGUGCCUCUCCAACAUCCUGGGUUUCCGCAAGCGAUGGGUGUUCCAGCAGCGGUAG
Melampsora larici-populina 98AG31 is the source of this 501-nucleotide messenger RNA. RefSeq lists its product as uncharacterized. Bases 1 to 501 code for a protein of 166 amino acids. Lineage: Eukaryota; Fungi; Basidiomycota; Pucciniomycetes; Pucciniales; Melampsoraceae. The transcript is spliced from 3 exons. The record is from RefSeq and is a predicted model, not a curated record.